UUGCCUACAAGCCCAGGUAGUGUGUGCCGGCUUCUAAAUAAGCAGCACAUUCACCGUCCCCUUCAGGACGGGAGGCAAGGCUGCAGAGUGUGAAAUCAGACUAAUACAGUGGCGUAGGACUGAGCAGGAGCAGGAAGAAGCUCCCGCAUGACUUACUCAGACUAGAGGGGUAGAGAGAGAGAGAGAGAGAGAGAGAGAGAGAGAGAGGACAAGAACCAGCAGAAGAUAAAGAGGGGAUUGGACAUCAGAGAUAAAAGGGAAAAAACAGAAAGGACCAUGAAGACACCUUUGCCCUGUUUCAGAGUGGGUUGCAGCCUGGUCAGUGUGUGAAGACGAUAUUUGAACAGCCUGGCCGGCUCGAGCUGCUUCGGACCAAAGGCGAUGCUGUCAUCUUGAUAUGCUGUUCGUGUGACCUGGGAGUCCCUAAAUCCCAAACCACAUAGCUUUGGAAAACCCUGGAAAUACCUGGAAUUCUAGGAGUAUCUCACCAAAACAACUUCAGGUGCCCAGGCACCGAAUCAAUAGCUUUACGCUUUUCAUUCAUUUUUCUGCACACAAAGAACCACCAUCGCGAUAUUAGUAAUUGUGGCUGGGCCGUCCACAAGAAGCGUGCCGAGACCAAGAGGGCGUGACCUUUCUGCACGCUGACUUCAAACAGACACCCGAAUUGGAGACGCAGUCAGAGAGGGGACACUCAGACCGAAAACCUCCAUCAGGCCUGGAUGCGAUGAACGCCUCAUGUAGGCAUCAGCAUGGACAGCUGUGAGUCUCCCGUGGUUUCUGGGACAGAGGAUGGGCUCAGCUCCUCCCAACAGCAGCAACCACCACAGCCCUGGAACGAUCACUCAAGCUCACAGGUCACUUGCACCAACCAGGCCCCUUCUCUGGAUGCCCUGUCCCUCUCUGGGUCGUACCCUUCUCAGCCCCUGAACUCCAUUGCCCCUCAUGACGGGGUGAGAGACCUACAGUCACAGCAGCCGCAGCCAAAACAGACAUUACCCCAGGCUCACCGUGAUAGCUCUGCCAUUGGCCAGCUGCAUUCCAGGAGAGAGGGCCUUGACGAAGUGGUGCAGGAGGGAGUGAGCUGUGAGGAGGAAGAAUCGGAGGACUUGGAUGAAAUGGAGAUUGACAGCUGUUUUCCAAGUCUUCAGCCCUUUCCUGGAGUGCCGAUAACUUCAGGGGGAGGAGGUAUGCCCACUCUUUUGCGACAUCAGCCCACACAACAGCAGGGACCACCUGAGAGUGGGAGUGAAGAAGGAGAGGAGGAAGAGGAAGAGGAGAGUAGUGAUGUGGAAAACCUGACUGGAGAGAUAGUCUACCAGCCAGAUGGCUCAGCAUACAUUGUGGAGAGCCUCAGUCAAUUGAUCCAAAGUAGUGGAAGUAUGGUACCUGGCAUGCUUUCUACAAACUCUGUCACAAGUGGGGGAAAACCGGGAGAACCUGCUGGGGUUUCAUCCUCAGUCUACCCACAGAUCAUCAACACUUUCCACAUAGCAUCGUCUUUUGGGAAGUGGUUUGGUAACUCGGACCAAGGUUUUCCCAAUACCUCAUCAAUGGCAGGCCUCAGCCCUGUCCUGCACAGUUUUCGUGUCUUCGAUGUGCGGCACAAAAGCAACAAGGAUUACCUGAACAGCGAUGGGUCUGCCAAGAAGUCCUGCGUAUCCAAAGAUGUUCCCAAUAAUGUGGAUUUUUCCAAAUUUGAUGGGCUAGCCCUUUAUGGAAAGGGUAAGCCCAUUCUAAUGUGUUUUCUCUGCAAGUUGUCCUUUGGCUAUGCUCGUUCCUUUGCCACUCAUGCUGUCCAUGAUCACCGCAUGACACUGUGUGAAGAUGAACGGCAGCUGUUAGGGGACAAGCAUGCCUCUGCCAUCAUCCAGGGCAUUGGGAAGGACAAGGAGCCCCUUAUUAGCUUCCUGGAACCAAAAAAUAGGAGCAGUCCUCUGCCACCUACCUUGCUACCCAUUAACUCUGGACAGAGCUUCUAUGGUACAUUUAGUGGUGUUCAUCUGGAGCCUGGAAACAGCAGUGGGGGCAGUGAGACCCUCCUGAACAAAGACUCUGACUCUGGCCUUCAACAACAGCAGCAGCAACAAACACCACUUGAUUCAGUCCUUUCUAUAGGUGGACUAAGUGUUUCCAAAGCAUCUACUCUUACCUCUUCUCCUGGCUCUGCCAAAGACUCCAGUGCCCUGCCCAAACAGGGAGGGAGAAUAGAGGAGCCCGUGGGGAAAGAGUUGGCAUACAAGGGAGAAGAUGUGAGAACUGAGGGACAUGAAAGCAAUGUGCAGCUAUCCAACCAGUUGGGGGGCUCAGAAGAAGAGGAUGAACUAUUGUUAGGGGAAGAGGAAGAUGAGGUGGAGGCAGAAAGCACUGCAGUGGCCUGUGGUGGUAACAGUAGCAGCGGUGGGAGUGAGGUCGGGGAACCAGCUGUCUCAAACCAAAGCAAUUCCAAAUCUCCUUUAUUAUUGCCUAGUAGCACUCUCCAGCCUUCUGCCUGCACCUCUGCAGUCGGUUCCACGCUCAACAGCAAAGCCCUUGCUUCCAUUUCCUCCUCUGUCAAGGAAGAGGCUUCAGCUGCAGAUGGUGGAGGGAGGACAUCAGAGCUCCCUCUGAGCUUUAACUGCCAGGGACCAACAGUUCCCAUGGCAAUAGCGGCAGCUGCCGUCAGAAGGAGCGAGGAUGACACUGCUGGCACUUCGUCCUCACCUCUGUCCAACAAUGCUGCUGCUGAUGAAAGUGCCAAUCGAGAUAGUGCCACAGCUCCAGAACCAAAUGAUUGCCCAGCAGAAGGAGAGGAUGAAAAUGGAGCCCUUCUGCAUCAUCACCAUAUACACCACCAUCAUCAUCACCUCCAUCCGUCAUCUCAUGGUCACUCCCUCUCCCUCCCAGGGGGUUCUUGUGACAUCACAGGGAUGGGGGAGUGUUCACAGAACCAUGGCCCAGGUGGGAGUGGAGGAAGCGGAGUAGAGUGUCCCAAAUGUGAUACCGUUCUGGGGUCGUCACGUUCUUUAGGGGGUCAUAUGACCAUGAUGCAUUCGCGCAACUCAUGCAAGACACUAAAGUGUCCCAAAUGCAAUUGGCAUUAUAAGUACCAGCAGACAUUGGAGGCCCAUAUGAAAGAGAAACACCCAGACUCUGGAGGCUCCUGUGUGUAUUGCAGCAGUGGUCAGAGUCACCCUCGUUUGGCUCGUGGUGAAAGUUAUACCUGUGGAUACAAGCCCUUCCGGUGUGAGGUGUGUAACUAUUCCACUACGACAAAGGGCAACUUAAGUAUCCACAUGCAAUCGGAUAAGCACUUAAACAACAUGCAGACGCUGCAGAAUGGAGGCUCUAUUGGCUCUGCACAGGAGCAGGUCUUUGGACAUACCCCAGGUGGAGUGGUGGCUGUACCUUCAGUGACCCAGGCCAGCAGCCAUCAUACUCCACACCAUCAUCCGACGCAGUCGUCCACUCACAUGUCUGUGCCAUGUGGAGCCCCCUCACCAACCAAGCCGAAGAGCAAACCCACCUGGCGGUGUGAAGUUUGUGACUACGAAACCAACGUUGCGCGGAAUCUACGCAUCCACAUGACCAGUGAAAAGCACAUGCACAACAUGAUGCUUCUUCAACAAAACGUGACUCAGAUGCAGCAUGGGCGACUUGGCUUAGGAGCCAUGCCAUCUCCGUCUGAGGCUGAGCUUUACCAAUAUUACCUGACCCAGAACAUGAGCCUUCCACCAGGCCUUAAGAUAGAUCCAGCUGGACCAGAAGCCCAGUUCCUGAUGGGGAGUUUUCAUCUGGAUCCCAGCAUGGCUACCUUGGCGCCUGCACUCGGUGGGGAAAUCCCAAUGGAUGUGCGUCUUGGCGGCGGGCAGCUGGUGUCUGAGGAACUGAUGACUCUUGGAGAAAGUCUAUCACAGACCACAGAUCCCUCCCUCAAGCUCUUUCAGUGUGCUGUAUGCAAUCGCUUCACCACUGACAACCUGGAUGUGCUAGGCAUGCAUAUGGGUGCCGAACGCAGCCUGCCGGAGGAGGAGUGGCGUGCCGUGGUGGGAGACUCGCAUCAGUGCAAGUUGUGCCACUACACAACCCAGCUUAAAGCCAACUUCCAGCUGCAUUGCAAAACAGACAAGCAUGUGCAGAAGUACCAGCUUGUCGCCCACAUCAAAGAAGGGGGCAAAGGCAAUGAAUGGCGCCUGAAGUGUGUGGCAAUAGGCAAUCCAGUGCACCUAAAGUGCAAUGCCUGUGACUACUACACUAACAGCCUGGAGAAGCUGAGGAUGCACACUGUCAAUUCACGCCAUGAGGCCAGCCUCAAACUGUAUAAGCACCUGCAGCAGCACGAAAAUGCGGUGGAGGGAGAUGCCUGCUACUACCACUGCGUGCUGUGCAACUACUCGACCAAGGCCAAACUCAACCUCAUCCAACACGUGCGCUCUAUGAAGCACCAACGCAGCGAGAGCCUCAGGAAGCUUCAGCGCUUGCAGAAGGGCCUGCCGGAGGAGGACGAGGACCUCAGCUCCAUUUUCACCAUCCGCAAAUGCCCUUCUUCAGACACAGGAGAGCUGAGCGAGGAUGUGGAGGCUGCUAGUGAGACCACCACAGAUCAGGAGGACCAAACCAAAGACAGAGAAAGUGGGGGGGAGAAGGAGCUCACCAAAGGGACAGGUGCGUCUGGCCACUUGGAACGGCACCAGUCGGAUUCUCCUCUUCCCUCCAAAAGGCCCUCUUCCCGCUCGGAGGUGUCUGACAGCCCGCUUUCCUUGAAGCGUCCCAGGACAGCUGAAAAGGGAACUACGGAGCAGAUGUACCAGUGUCCCUACUGCAAAUUCACCAACACGGACCUGAAUCGCCUCAGAAUGCACGUGAUGACGCAGCACUCUGUUCAGCCAAUGUUACGCUGCCCACUGUGCCAGGACAUGCUCAAUAAUAAGAUCCACCUGCAGUUCCACCUCACACACCUCCACAGUGUUGCACCCGACUGCGUUGACAAGCUAAUAGCCACAGUAACAGCCACUGAGGUUCUACCAGCAAGCAUGUUCAUACCAGUGCCUAGUCCAGACAAAGAGUCCCAGAGCACCCCACUUGCUACAGCCAACUCCAUCUCUGAGGACACAAAAAAGCAGACUGAUGCCACAGAUGCUGAUACAGAGAAAGGGAUGUCCCUCACCACAGAAGCAGCUGAAUCUCGCAAGUCACCUUCUGAGGAUCAGCAGUCAGAAAAGGAAGAUGCCACUGGUUUUCUGUGCUGGAAGAAAGGCUGCAGCCAAGUGUUUAAAUCCUCCAACUCUCUGCAAAUGCACUUCAACGAAGUUCACAACAAGAGGCCCCAGUUACCGGUUUCUGAUCGCCAUGUCUAUAAGUAUAGAUGUAACCAGUGCAGUUUGGCCUUCAAGACUGUGGAGAAACUGCAGCUUCAUUCACAGUACCAUGUGAUCAGAGCAGCUACCAUGUGCUGCCUUUGUCAGCGGAGCUUCAGAACUCUACAAGCCUUGAAGAAGCACUUAGAAACCAGCCAUUUGGAGCUGAGUGAAGCUGAUAUCCAGCAACUUUAUGGAGGAUUAUUGAUGAACGGAGACAUUAUGGCAAUGGGGGAUCUGGCUCUCAAUGAGGAGCAUGGAAGCUUGGGAGAAGACGACAAAGAGGGAGACGACAGUGACCCUGAGGAAAAACAAAGCCCAACAGGCAGCGAUUCUGGCUCACUACAGGAAGAUUCUGGAUCCGAACCCAAACGAGCACUACCGUUCAGAAAGGGCCCCAACUUUACAAUGGAGAAGUUUUUGGACCCGUCUCGUCCAUUCAAGUGUACUGUAUGCAAAGAGUCUUUUACACAGAAGAACAUUCUGUUAGUUCAUUAUAACUCUGUCUCCCACCUACACAAGGUGAAAAGAGCUCUUCAGGAAUCCACUACUGGUCAACCAGAGCCUACCAGCAGUCCUGAUAAUAAGCCAUUUAAGUGCAGCACUUGCAAUGUGGCAUAUAGCCAGAGUUCAACUCUGGAAAUCCACAUGCGCUCUGUUCUCCACCAGACCAAAGCUAGGGCAGCCAAACUUGAAGCAGCUGGAGGGAUCACCAGUUCUGCAAGUACAAUUAGCGGAGGGUCCAGCAUGAGCACAUCAACAACUAGUCCAAGCCCAGCUAAUAACUCUACUCCCAGCUCAGCAAAUCACAGUUCUUCUGGAUCUCAGGCAGCUCAAAGUAUUCAUGGAGGAAAUCACAUGAAUCAGACUCAUGGCAUUGAAAGUUUGGGAAAUUCUUCAGCAAGCUGUCAUUCUUCAUCAUCUGAGAACCAUGAAGUAAAAAAGUCUAAAUUUAGCGAGAUUCUCUCUGCAAGAGGGCAACAGCAGCAGCUUCAGCAACAACAGCAACUGGCUCAAGCACAAGCUCAGGCCCAAGCCCAGCUUCAGCAGGAGCUUCAGCAGCAGGCUGCUCUUUUACAAUCACAGCUAUUCAAUCCAGCACUUCUGCAGCACUUCCCAGUGACAACUGAUGCACUUCUGCCGCUGCAGCAGCAGCAAUUGCUGUUCCCUUUCUACAUCCCUGGAGCAGAAUUUCAACUCAACCCAGAUAUCAACAUCAGCAACUCUGUUCUCGGCCUAGCAGGAUCUGCAGCUUCUACCCUGCAAGAAGAUUUAAAAAACUCAGCCCAGCAGGCCCAGCAGAGUUGCUUGCAGCAGCAAUUAAUGCAUCAUCACCUACAACAGCAGCACCAACAGCAGCAGCAUCAACAGCAACAGCAUCAACAGCAGCAGCAGCAGCAGCAGCAAGCUCACUCGCAGGUUCAAGGGCAGAUGGCUUUGCUGCAGCAGAGUGCAUCUCUUCUCCAGCAGGCUGAAAAAAAGCAGAAACAUUCCUCCUCAAAAGAUGAGAAAGAUAAAGAAAUACAAAAAGAGAAAGAUGUAACUGAGAAAAGUGAGGACAAUAUAAACAAAGAUUCCACCGAAAGCAAACCAAAAGAAAAAAAGGACAUUCAGAACAUUUCACUAAACAUUAACCAAGAUUCUGGCAUGCUUCCACCUAGGAUUGCUUCAGAUGCUCGAGGAAAUGCAACUAAAGCCUUGCUGGAAAACUUUGGAUUUGAAUUAGUUAUUCAGUACAACGAAAAUAAACAGAAAGCUCAGAAAAAGACAAGUGGACCUACAGGAUCAGGUGGUUCAGGUGGAAUAAUGAAGGUUGUAGAUCCCAUUGAGGGAUUAGAGAAACUGGAAUGUGAAGCCUGUGGCAAGCUGUUUUCAAACAUACUGAUUCUAAAGAGUCACCAGGAGCAUAUCCACCAGGCUUUUUUCCCUUUUCGAUCCUUGGAGAGAUUUGCUAAGGAAUACAGAGAGCAUUAUGAUAAACUCUAUCCACUAAGACCUCCAACACCAGAAGCUAGUCCUGCUCCUGCCCCACCUCCUCCUCCACCGCCACCUCCUCCACCACUCCAAAGAGCUCCAACACCAAAUAUUCCAGUCUCUGCAGCCUCGCUCACUCCUCCUACCGUACCCCCUCCACAGCCCCCAGUUCCAAUGACACAAAUACCCAUGCCAAUGGAUUUACCCUUGUUCUCUCCACUCAUGAUGCAGCCCAUGUCUUUGCAGUCCCUGCCCACUCAGUUGCCUCCUCAGUUACCUUCUGUCGAGCCAAGCUUGGCAUCAGACUUGGCCCAACUCUAUCAACAACAGCUUACACCUGCCAUGUUACAGCAACAGAACAAGAGGCCACGGACUCGCAUCACUGAUGACCAGCUUAGGGUCCUGCGACAGUACUUUGAUAUAAAUAACUCUCCAAACGAAGAACAAAUUAAAGAAAUGGCAGAUAAGUCUGGCCUGCCACAAAAAGUGAUAAAGCACUGGUUCAGAAACACGCUCUUUAAAGAACGUCAGCGCAACAAGGACUCUCCUUACAAUUUCAAUAAUCCUCCAACAACAACUCUAGAAGAAACAAAAAUUGAUUCCAAACCUCCUUCCCCUGAACCUCAGAAACAUGAACUCUAUGGAAGUAAGAGAUCAUCUAGGACCCGGUUUACUGACUACCAGCUGAGAGUCCUACAAGACUUCUUUGAUGCAAAUGCUUAUCCGAAAGAUGAUGAAUUUGAACAGCUCUCCAACCUUUUGAGCCUCCCCACCCGAGUUAUUGUUGUGUGGUUCCAAAAUGCUCGACAGAAGGCAAGAAAGAAUUAUGAAAACCAGGGUGAUGGAGCCAAAGAUGGAGAAAGGCGAGAACUGUCAAAUGACCGAUAUAUCCGUACAUCAAAUCUAAACUACCAGUGCAAGAAAUGCAGUCUGGUUUUCCAGCGUAUCUUUGACCUGAUAAAACACCAAAAGAAGCUGUGUUACAAAGAUGAAGAUGAGGAUGGGCAGUAUGACAGCCAAAAUGAGGAUUCGUUGGAUUUUUCCCAUGACAGCUAUACUCCCUCUGGGUCGUCCUGUCACACACCAAUGCCCUCCUCUUCAAGUCUUUGCCCUCUUCCUCCAUCAACGUCAGCGUUUUCACAACUCUCAUCGGCUGAGAAAGAGGAAGCAUCACCAGCAACCACCUCAAACCCCUAUGAUGAAAACCCCAAACAGCUGCCAGAAAUUUCUAGUGAUCCACGAGAUACUCAAACUUCUAUAAAGCAGGAAAUCAUACUCCAAAACCAGUCUGAGCCCCAACACACUAGAUCUCAGAGAGAGGAAAAGAUGCACGUCUCUAAGGCUGUCAAGCAUUCGUCACUGUCUCAGCAACAGCAGCAGUGUGGCCCAUCAUCUUCUCAGACAACCCAGGCAUCCUCACAAAGCUCCCACUUGGGCCUCAAUCCACACCUGUCCUCUGCCACACAGCAGCUGGCACAGCAGAUGAUUCCAUACCAGUGUGAGCAGUGCAAGAUUGGCUUUCCAUCCUUUGAGCACUGGCAAGAACACCAGCAACUGCACUUUCUCUCUGUGCAAAAUCAGUUCAUCCAUCCUCAAUUCCUUGAUCGUCCAAUUGACAUGCCCUUUAUGCUGUUUGAUCCCAGCAAUCCUCUGCUGGCGACCCAGCUUCUUUCUGGUGCAAUGCCUCAGAUACCCAGCAGUUCUGCCACCUCUCCGUCCACUCCAACCUCCACCAUGAACUCCCUGAAAAGAAAGCUCGAAGAAAAGGCUAGUACUAGCCCUGGAGAGAAUGACAGUGCAAAUAGUGGAGAGGAACCACAGAGAGACAAGCGGCUCAGAACCACCAUUACACCUGAGCAACUAGAGAUCCUCUAUCAGAAGUAUUUAUUAGACUCAAACCCCACUCGUAAAAUGCUUGAUCACAUUGCUCAUGAGGUGGGAUUAAAAAAGAGAGUCGUGCAAGUGUGGUUCCAAAAUACUAGAGCAAGAGAGCGAAAAGGCCAGUUCAGGGCUGUAGGGCCAGCCCAAGCUCAUCGUAGGUGCCCGUUUUGCCGAGCUCUAUUCAAGGCAAAAACGGCCCUUGAGGCACACAUUAGAUCUCGUCACUGGCAUGAAGCCAAACGUGCUGGAUACAAUUUGACUCUCACUGGUUUGUUACCUGAGCAGGAGAGCAUGCAAAUUAAAAUGGAUGUUUUGGAUACAUCAGGCUACUCCCAACUGGCCUCAACAGUGAACAGUGAUGGACAAAGCUCCUCUAUGUCUCCAGUAAAUAAAAGCAUGGAUCUGUCUCCCAGGGGUCUGCUGAGCCCUUCAUCCAUCAAAGUUGAAGGAAUGGAAGACUUCGAGGGUGCAACAAUGUCCUCUGUGAACCUCAGCUUUGAUCCAAACAAACUGGAUAAUGACGACUGUUCAUCUGUGAACACGGCAAUCACAGACACAACUACAGGGGAUGAGGCCAAUGCAGAUAAUGACAGCGCUGAUGCAAAGCCCAGCCAAAAUAGUGGUGAUUACCUACACAAGUCUGGAGGUACAUCCACUAUGCUUGAAAAUGAUGACCAAAUGUCAUCAGGGUUAGUGAGCCCUGCAACAAGCUUUUAUGCUAAGGACUAUGAAAAUGAAAAUAUGAUUGACCACAGUGAGACAUCCAGCCUGGCUGACCCCUGCUCACCAAGCCCUGGAGCCUCAGGUACCAGGAGCAUUGACAGUGGAGACAGACCAGGCCAAAAGCGCUUCCGGACCCAAAUGACGAACCUCCAGCUGAAAGUGUUGAAGUCUUGCUUUAAUGACUACAGAACACCCACUAUGCUGGAGUGUGAGGUACUUGGCAAUGAAAUUGGACUUCCAAAGAGAGUGGUUCAAGUGUGGUUUCAAAAUGCUCGUGCCAAGGAGAAAAAGGCGAAACUGAACAUGGCUAAGCACUUUGGAAUAAACCAGACAUCUUACGAGGGGCCAAAGACUGAAUGCACAUUGUGUGCCGUAAAGUACAGUGCUCGCCUUUCUGUUCGUGAUCAUAUAUUCUCUCAACAACACAUAUCCAAGGUGAAAGAUACCAUUGGGAGUCAGAUUGAUAAAGAAAAAGAAUAUUUUGACCCAGCUACUGUUCGCCAGCUCAUGGCCCAGCAAGAGAUGGAUCGCAUUAAGAAGGCCAAUGAAGUUUUGGGUCUGGCACAACAGCAGGCCAUGCAGCAGCAGGGGAUGUUUGAUAACCCUGCUAUGCAGGCUCUGAAUCUCCAGUCAGCCUACCCAAAUCUCCAAGGCAUCCCACCUGUACUUUUGCCAGGGGUUGGUAGCCCUUCUCUAUCCAGCUUUAACUCAUCUAAUUCAGCUUUAACUCCUCCAAAACCCUCGAACCUCCUGAAUAUGACGGGUGCCAGUGUUCCCUCACCAAGCCUGCCCACUUCUGGAUUGCCUAAUAAACCUCCCUCUUCAGCAUCUCUUGCAGCAUCGAGCCCUGCCCAGACCAACACAUCUGCUUCUCACUCAAGCCCUACGCCCACAUCGAGCUCCACUUCCUCCACUACCCCAUCAGGCUUACGACCCGGAUCCCACAAGGAACGUGAUGUUGAAAGUUUAAGAGAGAAGGAGAAGGAUAAACCCAAGGAAAAGGCAGAAAAACCCUCAACUCCAUCGUCAACUGGAAGCACCCCAGCCCCUUCCACUUCUGCUGCAAGUGCCAAGAAGGAGAAACCAGACACAGCUGUUCCUGCCACCUCCAUGCCAACACCUGGUAUGGAGUAUGUAGUAGAUCCUGCCCAGCUUCAAGCUCUGCAGGCCGCUUUAGCAUCAGACCCCACAGCUCUCCUUACAAACCAGUUUUUACCUUACUUCAUGCCAGGCUUUUCCCCUUAUUACACCCCACAGAUCCCUGGUGCUCUCCAGGGGGGCUAUCUGCAACCAAUGUAUGGUAUGGAAAGUCUUUUCCCAUAUAACCCAGCAUUGUCCCAAGCACUCAUGGGUCUUUCCCCAGGUUCACUAUUGCAGCAUUACCAGCAAUAUCAGCAGAGCUUACAGGAGGCACUACAGCAGCAGCAGCGGCAGCUUCAACAGAUCCAGCAACCCAAGGCAAGCCAAACUGCAGCUCCUACUCAAAACUUAGGGGAUCGCAAAGAGGCUGCCAAAGAUUCAGUCAAAACAGAGGAGCAAAAGAGCAACCCCCACAGUGAAACCCCCAUAUCCUCCUCCUCACAUAACAAAGUAUCUUCUGAGCAGAACGAAAUACAUGACAAAGCUAUGGACCUUCAUCUAGACCAGUACAUUGUCCCCAAGGCGCAGAGUAAACUUGCCUGUCGCAAGUGUCAAGCUGUUUUCACCAAGGAAGAAGCGGCUAUUACCCACAUUAAAUCUAACUGUUUCUUUGGUCAAUCUGUGGCAAAUCUGCAAGAGGUGUUGCUGCGUGUCCCCGGUGGCGUAGGUGUAGGGGGCGGAAGUCUCUAUGACUGCUUGGCUUGUGACACUACGUUGGAUGGAGAGAAAGCACUCAGUCAACACCUGGAAUCGGCAUUGCACAAACACAGAACAAUCAAGCGAUCAGUCAGAAAUGCCAAAGAGCACGCUACUAGUUUAUUACCUCACUCUUCAGCCUGCUUCCCCAGUCCUAACACCGCAUCUACCUCGCAGUCUGCCACUCAUCCCAUCAGCAGCCCAUCUCCCUUGCCAACAACAUCAGCCACCAUGCCAUCCUCUGCUGUCUCCACUUCCCUGUGCUCUUCCUCUAAGGCCCAACUCAAUACCACAGCUGUCGGCAAACCCUGGCCCCAGGUCCCCUUCUCCAGAGCUUCAGCUGGAAAGCCCAGUGCUAGUCCCUCCUCCUCUUUUCCUCCAGUGUCCUCACCCUCAACGGUUACCUCAAGUUCAUUGAGCACCUCAGGAGUUCAGACCUCGAUACCAACAGACGUCUUUACCGACGAGUCUGACUCUGACAGCAGUCAGAAGUCAGCAGAUAGGCAGGGCAGGGCAACAGAGGAGCCGCAGCAGCCUACCUAUGUCAAAGACAGUAAUAGUUGUAGUAGUAACCUGGCUAGUGUAGGAACAGACUCCAUCAGAUUGUAAAAGAGCUUUCAGUGAUGGACAAUAUUUAAAAAAAAAUACAAAGAAAAUGACAAAAAAACACAAAAAAUCAUAAAAAGCAGCAAUGUUAAAAAUACAUUAAAAGUAUACAAACCAGUUUCAGAAAAAGAUGUGUAAAGACUAACUGCAAUUCCAAAGCUUUUAACCAAAAAUUAAAUGUUAGUGGAUUGUUUUCCCAUAUCAACAUGCUGGUUUUUAUUUUUUUUUAUUUUUAUUUUUUUUCAUUUUUUUUAUGUUUAACCCAACUGAAAUCCAGGCAUACUAAGGUGUGAGGACAAGAAAGAUCAAAGAUCAUAGCAGUUAUAUUUUAUGUAAUAGUGGAAAAAUGCUGUACUGUAUGGCAAUGGACAAGAACAUAAGUUGGCAAAUAAUGACCCAAUAGCCCUUUUUUUUAAAGAAUGCAAGUAAGUAACCCAAUACUUUCUACUUAAGAGCACAGUCACUAAAAGCCAGUAUGUACUGUAUGGGAGAAUAGUCUGUUCAGUUCAGUUUUCUUGCUACUUAAGCAUUCAGAUACCAAUGGCUU
This is a messenger RNA of Poecilia latipinna (sailfin molly), 12903 nucleotides long. It is a transcript of the gene zfhx3b, whose product is annotated as zinc finger homeobox 3b. Gene Ontology annotation, molecular function: RNA polymerase II cis-regulatory region sequence-specific DNA binding; DNA-binding transcription factor activity, RNA polymerase II-specific; zinc ion binding. Lineage: Eukaryota; Metazoa; Chordata; Actinopteri; Cyprinodontiformes; Poeciliidae. The record is from RefSeq and is a predicted model, not a curated record. Gene Ontology annotation, cellular component: nucleus. The transcript has 14 exons. The coding region runs from base 753 to 12359 and encodes 3868 amino acids. Gene Ontology annotation, biological process: regulation of neuron differentiation; regulation of transcription by RNA polymerase II.